This is a messenger RNA of Prosopis cineraria, 848 nucleotides long. RefSeq names its product abscisic acid receptor PYR1-like. The coding region runs from base 87 to 704 and encodes 205 amino acids. Gene Ontology annotation, biological process: abscisic acid-activated signaling pathway. The transcript has a single exon. Gene Ontology annotation, molecular function: abscisic acid binding; protein phosphatase inhibitor activity; signaling receptor activity. Gene Ontology annotation, cellular component: cytoplasm; nucleus. The record is from RefSeq and is a predicted model, not a curated record. Lineage: Eukaryota; Viridiplantae; Streptophyta; Magnoliopsida; Fabales; Fabaceae.
UCCAAAAUGCCCCUGUUUAUUCCUCAAAAUCUCCUUUCCUCGUGAGCGCCAUCGAUCGCUUCUUCCUCGCUCUCUCUCCGGAAGCAAUGGAGAAAGGCGAGAGCUUCACAUCUAAGCUUGACUCCGAAAUAAAUAACCCGACCCAAUACCACCUCACCGUCCCAUCCGGCUUGACCAGCAACAAGUUCGAAGGGUUGAAGAGGUCAGCGACGGAGCACCAAACCUAUAUGGUGGGACCGGACCAUUGCUCAUCCUUGCUGGCGCAGCGAAUCCAUGCACUGCCGGAGACGGCGUGGUCAGUGGUGAGGCGUUUCGACAAGCCUCAGGCCUAUAAGCAGUUCAUCAAGAGCUGUGCGCUCAAAGAAGGAUUUAGAAUGACAGUUGGUUGCACCAGAGAUGUGAAUGUGCUUUCAGGUUUACCGGCAGCAACCAGUACCGAGAGGCUCGAUAUACUGGACGAUGACCGGCACGUGACCGGUUUCAGUAUCAUCGGAGGCGAGCACCGGCUGAGGAAUUACAGGUCGGUGACGACGGUGCACGGAUUCGAGGAUGACGGGAAGAUCUGGACCGUUGUUGUGGAAUCUUGCAUGGUAGAUGUACCGGAAGGCAACACGCUGCUCUUCGCCGAUACCGUCGUGAAGCUCAACCUGCAGAAGUUGGCGUCCGUCACCGAAGGGAUGAACCGUCACGGUGACGGUAGGUAGAGUCAAAGCUCAAAAAUCAACUAAGAUACAAUCAGCAGGAUUCACGAGCUCAUCAUGUUAUUUCGAUUUUUGUUCGUCUAUUCCUGUACGCGAUUUUUUUUUUUUGUCACAUUAUCGCGAACAAUAUACUCCUCCGUCUCAAAG